Molecule: messenger RNA, 2648 nt
Organism: Ictalurus punctatus (channel catfish)
Lineage: Eukaryota; Metazoa; Chordata; Actinopteri; Siluriformes; Ictaluridae
Product: guanylate-binding protein 1
Exons: 13
Coding region: 553-2505 (650 amino acids)
Molecular function (GO): GTP binding; GTPase activity
Source: RefSeq, a predicted model, not a curated record
CAGAAGUUAGCAUCACCCUGGUUCCCUCGACAAAAAGCCAGUAGUAUUUUUCCAUUGGCUUUUGGAUUAUUGCAGAAAAUAAACUCCAUGACCAACAAAAGUUUAUGAUUCUUAUAUGUUUCUUUCAUUAAGGCUUCAGGUUCAGAGCCGUGUUGUCGGCCUCUGGCGUGAGCAGGGCUUGGGAGGCCAUCUCGUCGUCCUCAGGUGUGAGCAGGGCUUGGGAGGCCAUCUCUUUGGUCUCUGACUUGAGCAGGGCUUGGGAGGCCGUCUUGUCGGCCUCAGACAAGAGAAGAGCAUGAUAGGCUGCCUCGUUGGCCUCUGGCAUGAGCAUGGCAUGGGAGGCCGUUCCGUCUGCCUCUAGCAGGAACAGAACUGAGGUGGCCACGCUGUCGACCCCUGGUAAGAACAGAACUUGGGAGGCUGUGCCGUAGGCCUCUAGCAGGAGCAGAACUUGGGAGGCCUCAUUGUCGGACUCAAACUGGAACUUGGUGUGGAAGGCCAUCAUGUUGGCCUCAGGCAGGAGCAGGACUUAGGAGACCUCGCCAUCAGCCUAUGACUGAGAUGCCAUCAAGAUGCCAUCAGAGGAAAGCUCCAAAGCGGAGAAGAACGCCCCAUGAUGAAGCCACCUUUAAAAAGAUGUUCAAAGCCAUGGAUGAGCCAGUAUGUCUGAUCAGCAGCGAUUCUGAAGGACGGCUAUGUGUCGUGAAGGAAGCUAAAGAGAUUCUGGAUGGGAUCACUCAGCCAGUUAUUGUAGUGUCUGUGGUAGGGCUUUACCGCACGGGGAAGUCUUACCUCAUGAACCGCCUAGCAGGAAAACAAACAGGCUUUGCACUAGGCAGCACCAUAGAGUCAAAAACUAAAGGCAUCUGGAUGUGGUGUGUUCCACACCCCAUUAAAUCAGGACACACUCUGGUGCUGCUGGACACUGAGGGACUCGGUGAUGUGGACAAGGGUGAUGAAAAGCAUGACACAUGGAUCUUCUGCCUGGCUGUCCUGCUCAGUAGCACUCUGGUCUACAACAGCCUUGGGGUCAUAGACAACAAUGCACUCGAGAAGCUACACUAUGUGACAGAACUGACUGAGAACAUCCGAGUGAAAGCACAGAGAGGUGCUGGCGAUGAUGACUCAGCAGAGUUCAUGCGAGUCUUCCCCUCCUUCAUCUGGUCCGUGCGAGACUUCACGCUGAAGUUGGAGAAGGAAGGCAGGGCUAUCACAGCUGAUGAAUAUCUGGAACGUGCUUUGGAGCUUAAAGCUGGUUCUUCCUCUAGUCUUGAGAAGUUCAACCUGCCCAGGCGCUGUUUGCGUCACUUUUUCGCAGAACGUCGGUGUUUUGUAUUCCCACGGCCAGCCGAAGAUGAUGACCUGGCAAGAAUGGAGGAGCUGUCUGAGACGGAUCUCAGGCCACGAUUUCUGCAGCGUGCUGAGGAGUUCUGCAACUAUGUGUUUAGCAGUGCCAAGCCAAAAACCUUAACAGGGGGGCAGAUGCUCACAGGCAGUGCUCUGUGCAUUCUGGCAGAGUUGUAUGUGGAGGCAAUUCGUAGUGGCCGGAUUCCUUGUCUGGAGAAUGCAGUGGUGUCUUUGGCUCAGAUCCAGAAUGAGCGGGCAGUGAAACAGGGCCUGCAGGUCUACCAGAGUCAGGUUGAGUUAGAUUGCCUUCCACUUGACCCAUCUGAGCUUUCAGAUAUCCACAGAAAAGCAGAGACUGCAGCUAUCGAUGCCUUCAUCAGCAUUUCCUUCAAUGAUACUGAGCAAAAAGCACAGCUGAAGCUCAUGGAAGAGAUCCAGACUGUGUAUCAGGAGCUGUGUGGUCAAAAUCGAGAAGAAUGUUCGAAUGUGUGUAAGCUGGAGCUGACACAGGUGUUUACUCCUCUGGAGGAGGCUAUGAAUGAUGGUUCAUUUAUGCACCCUGGAGGAUACACAGAGUACCGUGAUAAACUCCAGAGCUGCACAAAUGAAUACAGAGCACGCACACACAAACAGAUGAUGAGUGAGGAAGUGUUGAGUGAGUAUCUAAAGGAGAAGGAUCAGUUUGGGAAGAACAUUCUUUUAGCUGAUAAGCACCUCACUAAAACAGAACAGAAAAAAGAAGUGGAGCGUUUGCGAAAAGAUGCUCUAAAACUGGAGAACGAAUCUUUAAUGAGGAAGAAGAAGCUUCAGGAGCAGGCAUUCCAGGACCAGCAGAGGACCUAUGAGCAAAACAUAAACCAGCUGCUGGAACGCAUGGAGAAAGAAAGGAAGACAGCAAGGGAAGAUAACGAACGAGUGCUGACGGCUAAACUUAGGGAACAGAGCGCUCUGCUGGAAAAAGGAUUUAAGGAAAAAGCUGAUAUGAUGAAUCAACAGAUUUUAAGACUGAGAGGAGAGAUGAACAAUGAGGACCAGUCAAAGCGGUCUGUACUCAGUAAGGUAGUGAGCAGUGUGGGCACUGCAGCUAGUCUGUUCCUGCCGGGCAUCAUCCCUAAAGCUGCCGGUUUGGUCACAUCAUUCUUCUCACGGUUUCUUUGAUUAUCUAAUUGCUCAAGGGCCAAAAGAUACAAGUUGUUGAUACAAGUUUUUUGUAAAGAAAUUUUUCUGCAAAGCUGCUUUGAGACAAUGUCUAUUGUAAAAAGCGCUAUACAAAUAAAAUUGAAUUGAAUUGAAUUGAACAA